AUGGACACUUACAAGCUGGUACCAAUCGGCGGCCAGUUUAGAAAAACUAGUAGUUUUGAUAUUCAAGUUUACACACUAGGAUCAGAUUCCUGGAACAUUACUCGACAAUCAGAAGUUCCCUACUAUAUUCCUUUUAAUGGUAUGUAUACUUAUGGUUUGUUAUUUAAUGGAGCUCUUCACUGGUUAGGAUAUACGACCGAUCGAGAAACCAGCUACGGAGUUAUAGUGUCAUUUGACAUAAGCACCGAGAGAUUUGGAGAUGUGCCAUUACCAGCAGCAGAACAUACUCUGGCAUUUUCUUCUAACAGCGAACGAUGUGAAAAGAGUGUGGCAGUGUUGGGUGACUAUCUUUUCUUAUGUAAUGUUAAAUAUGAUUAUAGUUCCGUCGCUGACAUAUGGGUGAUGCAAAAUAUGGAGUACAAGGAUCUUGGACUUAGCAAUUUUCGAUUAGCCAUAUCCAUACAGGAAUUGUAUACGUUCCCUGCUUUCAUAAAUAUUUGA
This is a messenger RNA of Papaver somniferum (opium poppy), 501 nucleotides long. RefSeq names its product F-box/kelch-repeat protein At3g06240-like. The transcript has a single exon. NCBI's taxonomy places the organism in Eukaryota, Viridiplantae, Streptophyta, Magnoliopsida, Ranunculales, Papaveraceae. The record is from RefSeq and is a predicted model, not a curated record. Bases 1 to 501 code for a protein of 166 amino acids.